AGUCGCCAAACUCGCCACCACUCUUCCGCAUCCUGUUUUGAUUAGCUUUUCUCUAUCUUUCUUCUGCUCAUCUCAUAUCAUCUGUCCCCCCUCCUGUUCGUAAUCUUGAUUGAUUAAUUUUGCGUUUUUGUCCCGACUUUUCUUUGGAACCUGUCUGUGAUUCUUGGGGACAGAUCUUGGGGGUUCGUACAAGCAAUGCGGUCACCUUCAAUUCUCUCACAGUGCCUGGCCGGCUUCCUGUCGCAUGAAAAAGCUGCAGCCCACUGCGUUAAUGUCGUGCCCGAGAGAGAGUCACACCCUCCGUCACCAGCAGUCGAGAUUGUCCCGUCAAAGAAUGUUCAUCCAUACAAGUAUGCAGGCGAGAAUAUUGAAAUGCAUGGCAUGAAUAUAUUUAAGGGAAAGGUCAGUGUUGUCGAUAUUGUUGGUCUAUCUGGAUCAGAGGUUAUAACUCCAAAAGGUGAAGGGCCUCUGAAGUGCUGUGAGAGUUCAAUUGACCUAGUGAAUGUUCUUAAGAAUGAGAUCCGUGAUGGACUAUUGACAUUCAGAAGCAAACAGGUUUUAGAGCUUGGCUGUGGAUAUGGGCUUCCUGGGAUAUUUGCUUGCCUGAAGGGAGCUUCAACAGUGCAUUUUCAGGAUCCGAGUGCUGAAAUAAUAAGGUGCAAAACAAUACCCAAUGUGCUUGCAAAUCUUGAGCAUGCUCAAGACAAACAUGGUCAACAACAAGGAAGCCCCCUUACUCCAUCUCGGCAGCAAUUGCCUCAAGAUAUCCAUUUCUAUGCCGGGGAAUGGGAGGAGCUUCACACUGUUCUGUCAGUGAUUCAGGAGGAUGAGGUGGACACAUCAUCAGGUGUAGCACUAGAGUUCUGUGAAGAUGACUUUCUGGAUGGUUGCAGUAGCCAAGAUGCAAGCAAUAUUUGCCAUGAAACCUCUUCAAGGCGAUCAAGAAAACUAUCAGGAAGCCGUGCAUGGGAGAGGGGGAAUGAGACUACCACAGGAGAUGGUGGAUAUGAUAUACUGUUAGUCAAUGAGAUCCCUUAUUCUGCAAGCUCUCUUCAAAACCUCUAUUUGCUCGUAAAAAAGUGCCUAAGGCCGCCAUAUGGGGUGAUGUACCUUGCUGCAAGGAAGAAUUACAUCGGCUCGAGCAGCGCGGUGCGGCAGCUCCGAUCCCUGGUGGAUGAAGAAGGCGCAUUUGGCGCGCACCUCGUCUCUGAGCCCCCAGAGAGGGAGAUCUGGAAGUUCUUCUUCAAGUAGUAGUAAACUAGUAGUUCUUCGGUGUGGCGCUGCAAAUUUCAUCACAAGCUGCGAUGAUCACCAGUUCUGUACAUAAUAUACUUUCAGAGUUCCAGCCAUGUUUUUUGUGUCGUUUUUGGGCUUUUUUUCCCCCUCGGAAGUGUGGUAUUAUUAUGAUGAAAAUUCAUGACAACUCAAAACCAGUAUUCGUUGUUCAGCUGCCAAAUAUUUUUGAGUUUGUUAUGCUGAGUUAUCACUUAUCACCAGUAUUGAUUUGUUGAAUUAUUAUCAUUUUUAA
Molecule: messenger RNA, 1528 nt
Organism: Oryza sativa Japonica Group (Japanese rice)
Lineage: Eukaryota; Viridiplantae; Streptophyta; Magnoliopsida; Poales; Poaceae
Source: RefSeq, a predicted model, not a curated record